AGGAGAGGGGAGAUCCCAGCCCCCUGGGGAUUGGGGAGCGGCCCGUCCCUCCUGGGCGGAGCUCUCUUCUCCCCCGCCGCAGACUGUGCGCGCCCGGGAGCCAGAGCGCAGCCAGCCGGAGCCCGAGCGCGGCGGCCGCGGAGCAUGGUGCGGGCAGCGCCCUGAGCCCCUUCCCCGGCGGCAGCAUGAGCUUCUCGCGGCCCCUGCGGCGCUCGGUCAGCCUGAGCCAGGCGCGGACGCUGCGGCUGGUGGUGCUGGGACAGGGCGCCGUGGGCAAAACAGCUCUAACUGUGAGAUUCAUCACCAAGAGAUUCAUUGGGGAUUAUGACCCUACUCUAGAAAUGAUUUACAGACACACGGCUGUCAUCGAUGGGGAGAUGGUGCACUUUGAGAUUCUCGACACAGCAGGACAGGAGGAAGACUCCUUGCAGAUCGAGGAAAAGAUCAAGUGGGGCGACGGCUUUGCCGUGGUGUACUCUGUGACUGACCGGUGCAGCUUCGACGAGGUCAUGAGGCUGUGCUUCCUCAUCAACCACAUCCACUCCAGCCCCAAGAGGAGCGGCGGGAGUGACCAGCCGCCCGUGGUGAUUGUUGGCAACAAGAAGGACCUGCAGUUUGACCGGAUGGUGUCUUGUGAGGACGGUGAGAACCUCUCCAAAGCCCUGAAGCAUCCUUUCUAUGAGAUCUCCACCAGGGACAGCUACGAAGAGACCGUGGUAGUGUUCAACACCCUGUAUAACGAGCUGAUGAGACAGGGGCACUUCUCCCCGGGCUCCUUCAAGAGGAGGGCCGUAUCUAAGCUGAUGGAAAAGAUUCCAAAGAUACAUGCCAACUCCACCCUGAACGCAGGCGGCCGGAGCCUCAGCUUCAACUCCUUCAGGGACUACAUACCGGAGUGAGCCCCUGCAUGGGCAGGGUGUGGGAGAGAACAGUGCCCCAGAGCAGCCUGGAUUGGCAAUGGACAGGCUGCAGGCUGCUUACCUUCCUGGUCUAGAGAGUGCUGUAUGUCACAAGGGUGGGUCCUUUCAGGCAUCUGUAUUCCAGGAAGGUCACAGUGCAGAUCUGUGCUGGCUUCCAACAGAGAAUUAGCAAGAGGUGCGUGGCUCAGUGGGGUUGGUGCAUCAGCCAUUCACCUGUAAAGCCCGGGGGUUUACUUCCUUGCUUAGGAUCAGCAGUGAAAACUCAUUUGGGAGGGUCUCCCUCCUCCUCCUCAUCCCCAUUCUGUGCACAUCACAAACUGCCACCGAAUUUAAUACAGUUGGCAGGCUCCACUCAGGAGAGGCUUGGGGCCGCUGCAGGCUCGGACUGAGGUGCAGACCUUUUGUGGGUGCCAAGGCCAUGGUUACCUGGGUCUGCUGCAGGGCAACAUCGAGAGGCAUUGGUGGAAUUGGCAGGAAGCUUGCACAGCACAUGCUGUCAUUCUGCCUGGCUACUGAUCACUCUGUUCCGUGAACACAACAUCCACAAUUUAGGCCAAAUAGCGUACAUUGGAUUUGUCAAAGCAGGUCAGACCAAAGGUCCGGCCAGCCGUGUCUGCUGUCUUUACCGGUGGCCAACACUGGAUGCUUUGCUUACAUACAGUUGUUGGUGUAUGGAUGCCACUAACCAGGAAAGUAGCCAGAUCCUGCUUCAGCAAACUUUUUCAAAGUGUUUCCAGCAUUCCCUGCCCUCAGCCCAUUUCCCACACUCACUUAGGACCUAAUUCUGCACCCAUCAAAACCAAUGGCAAAGUUCUCAUUGACUGCAGUGGUGCAGAAUGAAGCCCUUAGUGCCUUGGAGGUCACACCAUUGUGACCCACCAGCUUAGUUUGACUCUCCAAGACUUGCACACAAACACUCAGCACUGAAUGUUUCACUCCACCUGCACUCUGCUCCCUUCAGAGUGCCAUGUAGAUCCCAGUGACUACUUUGAUGGGCAUGGGGAGCCUAGUGACACAGAGAUCAUGUGGCCAUAUAGAGAAAAGAGCCUUAUUUCUGACCAUCAUAAAUGUCUUAGAUCUAUGUUGUGACGAAGUGGGACUGUUCUUAAUGUUUCCUCUGAAUAGUGUGGGGGUGCCUCAGUUUCCCCUAGGCAGUUCUUAAGUAUCUAGGGGGUGGAGUAAGGGUGUAUGAUCAUUGCAGAGCCCUAGAGGGCAUGUGUGUGCAGGAGUCUGGACACAGAGAAUGGCUGACACCCUGUUUCCUGGCAACUGAUGGCCUGGGCCCUUCCCCCCCUGCAAGGUGAGAGCUGAAGGGUUGGAGAACAAAGGAAUCAGGUGACCACCUGGCCCGGGAAAGGAACAAAGCCCAGAGGAGGAGGGGCUGGAGGGGGUUUUUCAGUUUGGGGCUGGCUGGGACAUGGAGUGAAGUGCAGACGUGGUUGUCUGGCUCACUGCCCCCCCCAAAAUGGACCCAGCUGAGGGGUCCCGUUCUCUGCACCUGCAAGCUCUGUUUUAGACCAUGUUCCUGUCAUCUAAUAAACCUUCUGUUUUACUGGCUGGCUGAGAGUCACGUCUGACUGCGAAGUUGGGGUGCAGGACCCUCUGGCUUCCCCAGGAGCCCCGCCUGAGUGGACUCGCUGUGGGAAGCGCACGGAGGGGCAGAGGAUGCUGAAUGCUCCGAGGUCAGACCCAGGAAGGUGGAAGCUGUGUGAGCUGCGUGUCCUGAAGACAGGCUGCUCACAGAAAGGCGACUGCCCCAGAGUCCUGACUGGCUUCAUGGGGAGCAGUUCCAGAGCAUCGCCCAGGGACUCCGUGACAUAUGUCUUUAGCUCGGAUGAUGGAGAAACUAUCAAAGGACCUUGUUUUCCCUCUUACAGCUCUCCAGGCUUUUUAUUCAUUUUUUUACCCUGAGGAAAAUAAAUCAAGUGAGAAAAGAAGAACAAAGUCUGUAUGAAAAGUGCCAGCCCCCAAAUGGAUUCAAAAAUUAAAGGGGUGCCAUCAGUUUGAAAUUGAGUUGAUUUCAAAAUAAAAUUAAAAGCAGUUUGGUGCCCUAUCCUGCCUACCUGCCAAUCUGGUUUUUCAAUCCUAUUUCUCUGUUAGUGUUUACAAUUUUUGUCUCUCUCAUGGCUGUCUGAAAGAUUCACAGAAACCGGGAAAACUGAUUAGCAGCUAUACAGGAAACCAGUGAAACGGACUAUGCACAAAGUGAAAUAAACUGAGAAGACCGACACUUUCCUGGAAUCUCUUUCACAUGGAGUGUUCUUAGGUGUCACUUGUCACAAUAAUAAGGGACAACUUUGAGACAGAAAUGGGAUUUUCAAGUUGGCAAUAUUGCUGUGAGAGUUGCAUGAUGGGAAUCCAGCCGUAGCUCUCCAUAGGGCUGGGAGCAAGGCAUUCUGAUAGUAAGGUGUGUGUGCUACAAAGACACAGACAAAAGGAGACUUAAUGGCUAUGGGGAUUGGAGCCCUACACUUCUAGGACAUUGGUGUGACCUUCUCCCACCUGACCGCCAGCUGUGAUGGGUAAUAACCAAAAGGUUCCAUUUGAUUAUGAGAGGAAGGAUGGUCUAGUGGUUAGGGUGCUUGCCUAGGAGACGUAGGGUCAAUGCCCUGCUCUGCUACAGACUGCGUGACUUUAAGCAAAAAGCUUAAUCUCUCUGUGCCUCAGUGUCCCAACUGUGAAAUGGAAAUAAUAGCACAUUCCCUACCUCACAUGGGCAAUGUGAGGAUGUUAAAGAUGGUAAGAUGCUCAUAUGCCCCAAUAACGGGGGCCAUAUAAGUAGAUAGAUUUGAUUUAAAAAAAAAAAAAAAAGAUUUGCUGGCUGUUCAGUAGCCUGUUUGAGCUGUUGCAGUCCCAAUGUUACCCACUCAUUACUAGUGACACCUCGACUAUAGAAAGCGAAUGUUCUCUCUGCUUCGUUUUUCUGCAUUUAAAUGAUAGCUGUCUCCCUUCCUGUCUGUCAGGCACUGACCGUGCGGCUUGCACUACAGGGAAAUGUUUCAUGUAAAAGAGAAAACCGUUUACAGUGGCAUGGUUUUGAAAAUAUGCCUAUUAAUCCCAGGUUUUGUGAAACCUUUUUUGGCUUAAGCUACUUGAGAGCGUGCCCUUUAAAUAGCCCAGUAAGUCACAUCUUAGGCCAGGAAAGGCAACGAUUUCAGAUUUUAUGUCCCACUUCAGCCUAAAAGAACCAGGCACAUUUAAUGUGGUGGGGCGGGUUGUGUUUUUUGUUGUGGUGGUGGUUGCUGCACUCUUUGCUGAAUCUGUGCAUCUUGUGUUCUUUGUCUCACUUUGGGUCCUCCAGCUCCUAGGGGAGGGGCAUACAGGCUCUUUGCACAUUCUUAAUGAAUCUAGCAUUUGAUUUUAAUUUCCAUAUCACUUCUGAUGAACAGAAUAUUUUUAUGGGAUCUGCAGCUGAUGUCUCCAGACCUAGGCCCGUUGAGGGACUCUGUCAAUCCAAGAGGAUUUUUCAUUUUAAACACCAUCUGUUCCCUGCUGAAUUUUCUUAGAAGCCAGAAUGUGUGUACUCUCCUCUACUGCCAGUCACUGUAGAAUGCAUUUGAAUUACUGCACAUCACAAAUCAAGGAGACUGCAUUUCCCGUGAGACCCAUACUGAAACCUGUGCUAACAAUCGCCUGGUAACCCCACACAUCGAUCUUAGGAGCCAGUAAAAUAUUAAUCUCUGUGGGGAUUACUCCAUCUUAAUGGCAUUGCUUUAUAGCGUGGUUGAAUAGUGAACAGAAGACUUAGACGUCCAUUGGAAGAGGUUUCAGUGUAUAUGAGAAAGACCAAACAUCUGGGCUGGUGAUUCUAAAUGUGGAUUAAAUGGAGCAGAGAGAGGAAUCUGUUGAUGCACAGAAGAACUGAUUCUUUGUCUAGUUAUUAAUUGUCCCAUCUUUGUAAAAGGUACCAGUUCAGACAUGCUCACCGGGGAGCGAAAUCUGCUAUUGCAGUCUGUGUGGAGAGUUCUCUAUGGUCACUGCCAUGAUGUAUAGAAUUUUUGUAUUCUACUGACAAAACUGUUGUCUUCAUGAACAAAUGCCUCACUGGGGAGCAGACAACCAUCGACACAUGCUCGGCUUGCAGCUACCAAUAUCUCUUCUAGUGUCUUCACACAUGGGGGCUUUCCAAAACAUAUUCCUGGCUUUCUAAACCAUAGACAUUAGAGACCAAAACUUCCUCUUGAGUCCCCUUCUCUCUAUCCCCCCUGCGAGUAUAGGACUGUUCCUUCCAGAAUAUAGCUUUGCUACGUGUGAUGGAUUUGCUAAAGGUCUGAGAUGUAAAUAACAUGACUUGCGUUUCUCUCAAAGAAAUAACCCUAGUCGACUGUUGAACUGUACACUAGCUGCAUUCCGUUAUAAUAAAACUCAACUUGAACAA
Molecule: messenger RNA, 5298 nt
Organism: Caretta caretta (loggerhead turtle)
Lineage: Eukaryota; Metazoa; Chordata; Testudines; Cheloniidae
Product: ras-related and estrogen-regulated growth inhibitor-like
Molecular function (GO): GTP binding; GTPase activity
Source: RefSeq, a predicted model, not a curated record